AUGGACCCAUGUUGCUCCCUGCCCAGCGGCAUCCACUUCAGGACACUGCCCUCUGGCAAUGCCCACUACUCCAUUCUCACCCCCUUCCGGGGAACUCAGAAAGACCUCAAGGAAACCACAACCCAGCAGGAAAUCCUUACGGGAAAGAGAAAAAAUACAUGCACUGAGUGUGGAGAAAACGUGUGUAACUGUUCAGCCCUUACAAAGCAUCAGCAACUGCUCACAGGAGAGAGGCCCUAUGAAUGCAGUGAGUGUGGGAAAACCUUCAAUCACCGAUCACGCCUUGCUAGGCAUCAGACAAUCCACACAGGGGAGAGGCCCUAUGAAUGCAGUGAAUGUGGGAAAAGCUUCAACUACAGCUCAGACCUUUCUGACCAUCAGAGAAUGCACACAGGGGAGAGGCCCUAUGAAUGCAGUGAGUGUGGGAAAAACUUUACUCAAAGAUCAGGUCUUUUUCAACAUCAGACAGUCCACACAGGGAAGAGGCCCUAUGAAUGCCGAGAAUGUGGGAAAAGCUUCACUAACAGCUCAGCCCUCUCUGAACAUCUGAGUAUCCACACAGGGGAGAAGCCCUAUGAAUGCAGUGAGUGUGGGAAACGCUUCAAUAGAAGCUCAGUCCUUUCUGAACAUCAGAGAAUCCACACAGGGGAAAGGCCCUAUGAAUGCAGUGAGUGUGGGAAACGCUUCAAUAGCAGCUCAACCCUUUCUCACCAUCGGAGAAUCCACACAGGGGAAAGUCCCUAUAAAUGCAUUGAGUGUGGGAAACACUUCACUACCAGCUCAAGCCUUAUUAGGCAUCAGAGAAUCCACACAGGAGAAAGGCCCUAUGAAUGCAGAGUGUGUGGGCAACGCUUCACUACAGACUCAGCCCUUUUUCAACAUCAGAGAAUCCACACAGGAGAGGCCCUAUGAAUGCAGUGAGUGUGGGGAUACCUUCUGUUGGCACUCAGCCCAUGUUAACCAUCAGAGACUCUGCAAGGGAGAUCAGCACCACAAAAACCUCUAGGGCUUAUCCAUACUUUUUUCUUUA
This is a messenger RNA of Gopherus flavomarginatus (Mexican gopher tortoise), 1030 nucleotides long. Its product is annotated as zinc finger protein 239-like. NCBI's taxonomy places the organism in Eukaryota, Metazoa, Chordata, Testudines, Testudinidae. The transcript has 3 exons. The record is from RefSeq and is a predicted model, not a curated record. Gene Ontology annotation, biological process: regulation of cytokine production; negative regulation of transcription by RNA polymerase II; regulation of immune system process. Bases 1 to 912 code for a protein of 303 amino acids.